AUGAGUGUUCGGGAGUACAGUCUUUAUUUUAAUUCAUUUGCUAGGUAUGCUCCAGCUGUUGUAGCUGACAUAGGAGAUCGUAUUUAUCGGUUUGUGAGUGGAUUGGGAACACACUUGAUUGAUGACUGCAUGAAGGCCUCACUUCAGACAGGUAUGGAUAUUUCCCACACCGAAGAGCAUGCUCAUAAUCUUAAGGAGUGUAAGCAGCAGCGGAGGGCUGAGCGUGAGCAUGAUAGGGGUCAGAGUAAGAGAGCCAGAUCCUCAGGAUUUGCUAGUGAGUUCAAAAGUGCACAGAGUUCCAGGGCUUCCAGUUCCCAGAUUAGGAGUGGUUUUAGUCAGAUGAGGCCAUCCCUACCGCGAUGUAUUCAGUGUGGAAAGUUACAUGUUAGGCAGUGCUGCUUGGGUUCAGAUGGUUGUUAUACUUGUGAUCAACUAGGCCAUAUGAUGCUAGAUUAUCCCUUGAGAGGUGGAGGAGGUGUAGUUCAGCCGACAGGGUCUAUAGCUGGUUCUUCGACAUUUGUACACCCUCCUAGGUAG
Molecule: messenger RNA, 537 nt
Organism: Lycium barbarum (goji berry)
Lineage: Eukaryota; Viridiplantae; Streptophyta; Magnoliopsida; Solanales; Solanaceae
Exons: 2
Coding region: 1-537 (178 amino acids)
Source: RefSeq, a predicted model, not a curated record